UCAACAACUGCGUAGCCGUAGAGAUAUGACUACAAAGAUAAUCAACAUACAAGCUUGACUGUACAUGAUCGAUUGGUCUCAAAUAACAAGUAAUGAAGGACGAUCGAAGUGAUAUGUAUGUUGGCAAUGAACUACAUAUGUAUGUCUGAGCAGUCGAGAAGAAGUUGCUGAGUUUAGAGUAUAAAUACGUAAAUUCUAUCGAAGGAACAAUAUGAUGGCAACAUUCCAAAAAAUUUGCAGACGUUUUAUUUAAGUUAAAAAAUCUUUAUGGCUAAGGAAAAUGAAGUGUAUGUCUUUGGAUCAGCCUCGUCAAAGGAUGAACUUCCUCCAGAUUUGGAUGAAUCUCAGCUUGACAAUCGAAAGGACCAUUAUGUAUCGGACUUGGAAGUUUUUUGGACAUCAAUAUAUUCCUACAUCGGACACUUGCCGGAAGAAGAGAUACAACAAAAGCAAGAACAAUUUUGUCAUUGCUUUCGAUCAAUUCUUAAAGCUUACGAAGAUAAACUCUUUGAAAUCAAAGGGCUCCAAAAUAAAUUGAAGAUUGUGAAGAAAGAAAACGGCCAGCAAAAAGAAGAAAUCAAAAAGUUAAGGAAAUACGUGCAAAAACUACACGAUGAACUCAGUUCAAAGACCUGCGAUGAUUGUGGCAAAGUGAGAAUUUCAAAGCUCGAAGACGAGCUUGAGAAAUUGAGCGUAACAGAUGGACCACCAUUAAAAAAACCCCAGGAACAUAGGGAACGUUUACAAAAACGACCGCGGGAAAAUGAUGAGGACUCUUCAGAUGAAGAUCUUCACAGAGUAUUUACAUGCGAGCACGCAUCAUGUGGUCAUGUCGCCUUACUCCAUUUGCUGGAUAAAUCAAACAUUCAGUUUUGUCCGUCGAAGUUCAUGCGGAAAUUGGGUCGGACAACCGAAGAAACAAAAUGCUCGAAAAUUUUAUCAAGCUUAUUUCGAGAUGGUUUAUUGGAGAUAAUUCAUAAGCAAUUUGGUAUUGAUGAUGGCGAACACUAUGAUGCUAUAAAAAAUGCAAAAGAACAAUUUAUAAAGUCAAUGCGUCUAGCAGGAGUUUUGCUUUAUUCCACCGAGAGCGAUGAACAUGAAAACCAUUGCGUGAAUCUAUAUCGUGUGGAAGGUUGUGCGAAGAUUAGAGACAGAACAAAAAACCAAAUCUACGUCAAUGGUAUUGUACAUGCUCGUAAACUUCAGGUCGUCGUCUUAGCUUAUGAUGAGGAAGGAAUGCCACUUCUCAAAAAAGAAUGGGGUGAUUGCCACACGAGAAAUUGUGAAAGAGAGAUGAAGAGCAUCAGGAGACGAAAGAAAAAACCCAACACAAGCCCAGAGCAGCAGGACGUAGAAAUGAAUGACAACGUCUUGCAAGACAGAGCAACAAGUGACAAUACCCCAGAACAAGGUGGUAAUGGUAGCAAUUUCCUGCACGACCUAGGUCCAGGUAGUAGUGACCGGGUAAAAAAAGAAGAGAGUAGAGAUAUUCCAGAAACAACAAGUUUAGAGAACUACGAUCUUCAAGAAAGAGGAAAGGAUGCCCUACUCCCAGAGGCAACAAGAAAUAGUGAAGAUCUACAAGAACACUUUGACAUGAAUGAAGUUGACAGCCAUCAAGAAUCGAACACACCACAAGAGAUUCGAAACGAACCCAUGAUGGAAGAAGAGACUGCAGGAGAAAACAAAAAUGAUGAUGAAAGUGAGCCAGGGUUAGAAUUGUAGAAGGGAUUUCGGUAACAGUCACACAAAAAAACACCAAAUUUAUGCAGCGUCGAAAUUUCUGCUAUCAACACUCUGUCUGAGGGGUAAAUAUACGCAAAAUAGAUAGUUUAUUUCUUAAAAACGUACAGCCUUUGCCCCUGGUGACUUACCAGAGCUGAAAAACUUUAAGUAAUAAAUACUACAAAUGUUAAGAACUGUUGUCAACAUCUAUUAAAUAUUCAUGAAAAUACGUAAUUUACAAUUUUGGCUAAUUAUUGGGAAAAUCAGUUAGUCUUUAUACGUUAGCAAAGCAGAAUGGUGCACGCGUAAGUAAUCUAGUUUUCUUUAUAUGUGUUUUUAUGGUGACAAUUGGUAGCUCACAAUUUAACGACAACGGCAUUCAUGAAAUAAAUAUUCUAUUCGUAGUUUGAAAAUUUUCACCAUCA
Messenger RNA from Xenia sp. Carnegie-2017, 2150 nucleotides. RefSeq lists its product as uncharacterized. NCBI's taxonomy places the organism in Eukaryota, Metazoa, Cnidaria, Anthozoa, Malacalcyonacea, Xeniidae. The coding region runs from base 268 to 1725 and encodes 485 amino acids. The record is from RefSeq and is a predicted model, not a curated record. The transcript has 6 exons.